Messenger RNA from Portunus trituberculatus (swimming crab), 6713 nucleotides. RefSeq names its product pyruvate carboxylase, mitochondrial-like (gene PCB). Gene Ontology annotation, cellular component: cytoplasm. Bases 382 to 3930 code for a protein of 1182 amino acids. Gene Ontology annotation, biological process: gluconeogenesis; pyruvate metabolic process. The transcript is spliced from 24 exons. The record is from RefSeq and is a predicted model, not a curated record. Gene Ontology annotation, molecular function: ATP binding; pyruvate carboxylase activity; metal ion binding. NCBI's taxonomy places the organism in Eukaryota, Metazoa, Arthropoda, Malacostraca, Decapoda, Portunidae.
CUAGGAGUAGGAGGCAUGGAGUUGGUAAUAAUUCCAAGUGGUGCAUUAUAGAGUCUGCGCCAAGGGAAUAUAAAAAAUUAUACAGCUUUCUAAAUGUUGUAAAUGGCCAAAAAUAGAUUUAUUGAUUGCCAAGAAUAGUUGUAUUGAUUGCAGAACUCCCAUGCCUCUCUCUCUUCCUCCAUCACUCCAUCCCUCCCUCCCCCUUUAACGUAUAUAUCGACGGGAAAGAUUUUUUUAUUGGAGGAAACCGCUGCGUGAUCAGGUUCUUGAGUCCACGCCAGAAGCAGCUCUACUGUACCUGAUUAGGAGGAGCCACAAACCAACCCAGCAGGAGGACCUGCAGGACAAUAAGUUGUCUAACACACAUACCUGACAAGAAAAAUGUUGGGCGCCCACCUCUCCCGGCUGCGGCUUGUGGCCCGGCCACACCAAACCAUUACCUCAAUCCUGCGUCUGGCUCAUUCUUCUUCCAGUAUUGAAUACCAGCCAAUCAAAUCUGUCCUUGUAGCUAAUAGAGGUGAAAUUGCCAUCAGAGUAUUCCGAGCAUGUACUGAACUGGGGAUACGUUCAGUUGCUGUGUACAGUGAACAAGACAAGAUGCACAUGCAUAGACAGAAGGCCGAUGAGUCGUACAUCAUAGGACAGGGACUCUCUCCAGUUGACGCUUAUCUUUGUAUACCAGAAAUUGUGCGCGUAGCAAAGGAAAAUGAUGUUGAUGCCAUCCAUCCUGGUUAUGGGUUCCUCUCUGAACGUUCAGACUUUGCUCAAGCUUGUAUCGAAAACAACUUGCGUUUCAUUGGACCCUCACCUCGAGUUGUGCAGCGGAUGGGAGACAAGGUGGCUGCCCGUCAGACUGCCAUUAAUGCUGGUGUACAAGUGGUUCCAGGUACAGAUCAUCCCAUAAUCUCAGCAGAUGAGGCAUAUGAGUUUUGUGUGAAGUAUGGCCUGCCAGUCAUGCUUAAAGCAGCUUAUGGAGGUGGUGGUAGAGGCAUGAGAGUGGUGCGAGAACUAAGUGAGGUGAAGGAAAGCUUCCGCCGUGCAUCUUCAGAAGCUGAGGCAGCCUUCGGGAAUGGUGCCAUGUUUAUUGAGAAGUUCAUCGAAAAGCCAAGGCACAUUGAGUUGCAGGUGCUGGGAGACAAGGCGGGCAAUGUGGUGCACCUGUACGAGCGAGACUGUUCUGUGCAGAGGCGGCACCAAAAGUUAGUUGAAGUGGCCCCAGCUCCCAACUUAGAUAAAAAGGUGCGGGAAGCUAUGGCAGCUGAUGCAGUGAAGCUGUGUAAAAGUGUUGGCUAUGAGAAUGCUGGCACUGUUGAGUUCCUGCUGGAUAACCAAGGGAAUUACUAUUUCAUAGAGGUCAAUGCUCGCCUGCAAGUGGAACACACCGUCACAGAAGAGAUCACUGGGAUUGACUUGGUCCAAUCUCAAAUCCGCAUUGCUGAGGGAAUGACUCUGCCUGAGCUUGGAAUGACUCAGGAUAGAAUUACUGCUCAGGGUUGUGCUAUUCAGUGCAGAGUCACAACAGAGGAUCCUGCUAAAGGCUUUCAACCAGAUACUGGAAGACUAGAGGUGUUCCGUAGUGGUGAGGGUAUGGGAAUCCGUCUUGAUGGUGCUUCUGCAUAUGCUGGUGCCAUCAUAUCCCCAUAUUAUGACUCUUUACUCAUGAAAGUCAUAUCAAGGGCAUCAGACCUGCAUGCAUCAGCAGCCAAGAUGAAUCGUUCCCUACGAGAGUUCAGAAUCCGUGGGGUAAAGACAAACAUUCCCUUCCUCCUCAAUGUGCUAGAAAACCAGAAGUUCCUCAAUGGUACAAUUGAUACUACAUUCAUUGAUGAAAAUCCUCAGCUGUUCCAAUUCCAGCCUUCACAGAACCGUGCCCAAAAACUGCUUAACUAUUUAGGAAAUGUUCUGGUAAAUGGCCCUCUUACUCCCUUGGCCACAGGACUCAAACCUGCAGAAGUCCAUCCUGUAGUUCCAGAAAGUCCUGCAGCUACUGAUCCUCCUCGAGGCUUUCGGGAUGUAUUGGUGGCAGAGGGGCCAGAAGGUUUCGCUAAAGCUGUCCGGAAUCACAAGGGACUCCUUCUAAUGGACACAACAUUCAGGGAUGCACAUCAGUCUCUCUUGGCGACUAGGGUCCGCACUCACGACUUGCUUAAGAUCUCACCGUAUGUUGCACACAACUUCAAUGGACUGUACUCCCUGGAGAACUGGGGUGGUGCCACCUUUGAUGUAGCUCUCAGGUUCCUUCACGAGUGUCCAUGGGAACGGCUGGAGGCCAUGCGGAAACAAAUUCCCAACAUUCCAUUCCAGAUGCUCCUCAGAGGGGCUAAUGGUGUUGGGUACACAAGUUACCCUGAUAAUGCUGUGUACAAAUUCUGUGAGCUGUCAGUGAAAGCAGGAAUGGAUAUCUUCCGAGUAUUUGACUCCCUCAACUAUUUGCCGAACUUGAUACUAGGUGUUGAGGCAGUGGGGAAUGCUGGUGGUGUUGUGGAAGCUGCCAUUUCAUACUCUGGGGACAUCAGUGACCAAAGCAGGACAAAAUACACUCUUCACUACUACAUGAACUUGGCUGAGGAGUUGGUUAAGGCUGGAACACAUGUUCUAUGUAUCAAGGACAUGGCAGGACUUCUGAAGCCUCAAGCUGCCAAAUUGCUCAUCUCAUCUUUGCGUGACAAAUAUCCUGAUAUGCCAAUCCAUGUACACACUCAUGAUACCUCUGGGGCAGGUGUGGCUUCCAUGCUGGAGUGUGCAUAUGCUGGUGCUGAUGCUGUUGAUGUGGCUGUUGAUUCCAUGUCUGGCAUGACCUCUCAACCCUCUAUGGGGGCUGUGGUGGCUAGUCUGAUGGGACAUGAUCUUGAUACUGGCAUGAAUUUGAGUAACAUCAGUGAGUAUUCAGCAUUUUGGGAACAGACCCGGACCCUCUAUGCUCCCUUUGAGUGCGCUGUAACAAUGAAGUCUGGAAAUGCAGACGUUUACCAGAAUGAAAUUCCUGGAGGCCAGUACACCAAUCUACAAUUCCAGGCAUACUCCCUUGGACUCGGUGACCAAUUUGAAGCCAUAAAGAAAGCAUACAGAGAAGCAAACCUUCUUCUUGGAGAUCUCAUAAAGGUGACACCAUCCUCUAAGGUUGUAGGGGAUCUGGCUCAGUUCAUGGUACAGAACAAACUCUCAGCAGCUGAUGUUGAAGCCAAUGCUGAGAACCUUAGCUUCCCUAAAUCUGUCAUUGAAUUUAUGCAGGGUUAUCUUGGAGAACCACAUGGAGGAUUCCCAGAGCCUCUGCGCACAAAGAUGUUGAAAGGACUGCCUAUUGUUGAUGGCCGACCGGGAGCACAAAUGCCUUCCUUGGACUUUGCCAGCCUCAAGACUCAACUGACUGAAGAACAUGGCCCUCGCAUCAAUGACUAUGAUACAGUCAGCUCCUCAAUGUACCCUCAGGUCACAGACGAUUUCCUUCGCUUCCGAGAAAAGUAUGGGCCUGUGGACAAACUGGAUACUCGAAUCUUCCUCACAGGUCCAAAGGUUGGUGAAGAAUUUGAGGUGGAGAUUGAAAAGGGUAAGACGCUGCACAUCAAGACUCUGGCCAUGGCUGAAGAUCUUACUCCCAAUGGAGAAAGAGAGGUUUUCUUUGAGCUGAAUGGUCAGCUGAGAUCAGUGAUGGUUCGAGAUCAAGAAGCAGUGAAGGAGCUUCAUGUACAUCCCAAAGUAACACCUGGAGUGAAGGGUCAGGUGGGAGCACCCAUGCCUGGUACUGUAAUAGACAUCAAAGUAAAGGUGGGAGAUGAAGUGAAGAAGGGAUCCCCACUUGUGGUGCUCUCAGCCAUGAAGAUGGAGAUGGUGGUACAGUCACCGUGUGAUGGGAAAGUCACUACAGUUGAUGUCACAAAGGAUAUGAAGCUUGAAGGGGAUGACCUGGUACUCUCAAUUGAUCCCCAGUGAGCCCUGACUCCAGGAUCGAAUAGAAACAUCUCAUUCAGCUCUUCAAGGCUAUAAGCACAAGUGGUGUGGUGCUGUUUUGUGCCCGCCCCAGCCUUCCAGCACGCAAACGAUUUUUCACACACCAACUACUGAGGUUCAUGUGUACAUCAGAUGGGACCGCAUUCCUUAUCCUUCACUAAGCACAGCAAAUGCAUGAAGCCACCAUACCUCCAAGCCUUACUGAAUAUCACAAACUUAAUUAAUUUGGACUUAGCAGCUAUUCAGACUUGAGUAUUUUUGUAUUAGUUUGAUUUUUUGUGCUAUGAUGAAAUAAUGCUUCCCAAUGCAAGUGUGUAUGGGACAAGCUCCUCUUGGCCUAGUUUGCCUUUGAUGAGGAGCUUGUCAUUGUGUGCUAGUGAUCAAAAGUCCUUUACAUGAACAAACUUUGCAGUUCUUUACAGAGAAGUUGUGGCAGUACACUUUCUUUAGUUGUUCAUGCUGUUAUUAUUUUUUUUUUUUUUUUUUUUUUUAUGUACAGACAUGUUUUCACACAAAAAAAAAAAAUUAAACUGCAGCUGUUUAGUUAUUAUAUGCAAGUAAUUUGUGACAAUGUAUAAAUAUACAGAGUUAUAUAAAUCUAAACUUCUAAAUAAAGACCAGAGAAUUUUCAUACCUUGCAUAUAUUGCUAUUACCAGCAGUAAAUAAAUAUAUCAAUGAUAUAACACAUUCCAUUCUUAAAAUCAGCUACUUCACAUUUUAUGUAGUAUUUACAUACUCCUGACUGGGAUGCACAGUUUAUAUCAAUAAUAAUGAUGAGAGCUUAUAGUCAUUCUAAGAUGUUAACAUGUUUUCAACUAACUUCUUUUUGUCAGUAGAUGUCAAGAAAAGUGUCAAGAAAAUCUUUUCAAUAUAAUUUACUCUAGUUAUUACAAAUUUAUUAAAUAUUAUCAGGAAGAAUCAUACUUUUUAAGGAACAUAAUUCUUUGCAUCAGUACAGCUUUGGAGGACUGGAUGGAUAGACUUAAGAUAACAACAGUAUUGUUGAUAGUUCAUUUUAGGGCAUACUAUCUUAACAAUGUCAUUCUUGGGUUCCUUAUCUUUCAAGGUUCCUCAAAACAACUGAUUAUGUGUCAAGUUACACAUGAACAUGAGCUAUAUCACAAUGUUGCAAAAAAAUAUUAUGGUAGUAAUUAAUUCUGGUUAGUACCAAAGUACUGGUUUGCUAAAUUGAUAUAUAAAAUUGAGGUUAAAAAUAUUCCAAUGUUUACCUUGGAGUAUGAAAUUUUUCACUUGUAUAACUAAAUUUAUUGAAAAGUAUAAAGUAUUAUAAACCUGUAAAAAGAUGUUUAAAAAAGUUUGUAUUUAUACAGUGUUUAACUAUAGAGGAAUUUAGCCUACUUGACUGUGGUGGGUUAGUCCUUUAUGUGCUGUGAUUGGUGUUUAGGAACUGCUGUGAAAAUAGUUUCCUGAUAGCUUAAAUUAAAUAUUAGUCUUAUGGUUCUGAUGUGAUCCCGAAACACGACAGCCUUAAAUGAUUCUUCCAUAAAACAUAAGGUUAGGUCUGAUUUGAGCAACACCUUCCCUAUUUUAUAAAUUUUCCUUCAAUUAACAUUCCACAAUAUACAGAGUUUAUUAUGAUACUCUGUCCUUUGUUCAUUUUUUUGUCCUGACAGAAAAGUUUGUGACCUUAAUUUUAUUGGAUAUCUUCUCUUCCAUGACUACAUGACUGCCUUUGAUCAAAUUGGUUGUGACUAAACUUCAAAAUACCAUUCUUCAUGUUUCUGCUGUCAUAAGAAGGAAUAUGUAUACAACACACCUCAACUGCUUUGUUAUUCACAAAAAAAGUCAAUACAGAGGAAACGUGAUUUGCCAGUGGUUUGUGGUAGAAUCUGAAGUAUAGUCAUAUGAAAAGCUCUCAUAAUGAAAGGUGUCACAAGUGUAUGAUUUUUUUUUAAUAUUUAAAUAACUUUGCAGGUUUUUAUAGGAUGUCUUGAUCAAUGUUAAGAAAUAAAACAAAUGAAUGAUUUAUUGUAAUUUUUUUAUAGUUUUUUAGUGACUAUUUAGUCACUAAUAUCAAUUUAAUGUGUGUUAUUUAUCCAUUGUCAUGGAUGGAGUCAUGAUAAUGAGCUAUACAAACCCAGAGAGAGCUUAAAGAGUUCAGAGAAUAUAGUCUAAUCUUCGGAUAAGUUUGAAACCUUUCAAACACCACACACCCCAUCUCACUAGAAGGACUAAAAGCUCUCUCAUCAGUAAAUGCUUACAUAGUGUGUGUGUGUGUGUGAGAGAGAGAGAGAGAGAGAGAGAAAUAUUAAUGAGUAGUGGAUGAAAACUAUAGAAAAUCAAUUGGAAACCCUUAAAGACACUGCCACUUAUUAUUGAUGACAAAGUCUGUUGUAUACAUAUUAAUGCUGCAGCAAAAAACUAUUAACUGGCUUUGGUCAACAUUUUAAUCAUAAAAGCAUAUAACAUUGUUGUAUUACUUAGUCCUUUGCUCCUAAGAAAUAUACUAGCAGCAAUGCUGACAAAGAUAGAAGUACCAGUAGCAAAUGGUAUUGCUUACAAGUCCAGUUGUAAUUAGUACUAUGUCUUCCUGUAAGUAAUAUCAAAUUGGGCUAGUGAAUGUAGUGCUGUGUGAAUGAAGCAAUAAGUUUUAAUCAGUGAUGAAUCCCUUCAUAAAUGUAAGACUGCAUGUAGCUUUGAGUCCUAGAAGGAUGGAGUCAUCAACCUUACUGUCAACAUAAGUGUAUCAGUGAUGAAUGUUGUUUUGGAAUGAUAAGCUUCAUUAACAAAUCUAUGGUCUUAC